Cynara cardunculus var. scolymus (artichoke) is the source of this 877-nucleotide messenger RNA. RefSeq names its product horcolin-like. Bases 231 to 671 code for a protein of 146 amino acids. NCBI's taxonomy places the organism in Eukaryota, Viridiplantae, Streptophyta, Magnoliopsida, Asterales, Asteraceae. The transcript has 3 exons. Gene Ontology annotation, molecular function: carbohydrate binding. The record is from RefSeq and is a predicted model, not a curated record.
UGUUAGCACUUCAUGAUGGAUUGUAUGAAUUAGUCAACUGUUAUGAAAAACAAAGAAAAGAGGCACCGCCUAAUUACCAUGUAUAUUAUUUAUAUGGAUAAACCAUGAAGCCCCWAACAUGUUUCUAUAAAUAAGCUUGCAGGGAUUGGGGCUAGAUGAACAACAUAACUUCAGCUCCAUAAGAAACUUUGUCCUCCUUGUUCAAAAAACUAUUAUUCUUAGCAAGRAAAAUGGCUAGUCAAGUAGAGGUAGGACCAUGGGGCGGUGACGGUGGAGUUAAUCCUUGGACAUUCAAACCGGAUGGUAGGAUUGUCGGUUUUCGCAUUGCUAGUGGGUACGUCAUAGAUUCCAUCAGGUUCACUUAUGAGGAUAACAGUCAGGUCUCACACCAUUCUGAAACAUAUGGUGGUGAUGGUGGAGACCUCAAUCGACCUGUGAAGUUUGAUGAUGAUGAGGACCUUAUCCGGGUUAGCGGAACAAUUGGACAAUUUUACAGUAUUACGGUGAUUACGUCCUUGUCUUUUCAUACCAACAAAGGGAAGACCUAUGGGCCAUAUGGCAGAAGUGAUGGGACUAGUUUCUCUCUGCCUGUGACUAAGGGUAAGUUUAUCGGAUUCUUUGGAAAUUAUGGGGAUGUCCUCGACUCUAUUGGUGUCAUUCUGCAACCCUAAAACCGAUGCUGGCCAACGUUAUGUAUGACGGCAUAAAUAUAUAUGUUGUUGGAAGUCGUAUGCUUAUCUGAAUAAAGUAGGUUGAGAGAAACCUAUAUAAAGUAGUUGUUAUUUCUUUCUCCUACAGAAGCAACUCAUGUGUGUUUUUCGUUUUUAAUGUCAUGUCGUUUGUGCUCCUAUUUCAGAAUUAUACUUAUACUUCAAUA